AUGAUUUACGACAGAGUCGAGCGUUUCGCGGCAAUUGGUGAUUCGCUGGAUAUUAUCUGCCCUUACUACGAUCCCGACGUGGAUCCUUCGGACACCGAGCAAAGUAUUAUCUACAGGGUAUCCGAACACGACUAUGAUACGUGUGCAUUGUCGUCAUCGGCUCGUGAACUUGGCCGAUGCAUAUCGCCAAACCGACGCGAUAAAGUUAAGGUGUCCUUCCGGCUACUUAGUCCGAACCCUUCGGCGCUGGACUAUCGACCAGGACAAACCUAUUAUUUUAUCUCAACCUCAACUGGGUCGCAGUUUGGCCUCGACAACAAAUAUGGAGGUCUGUGUGCUAGUCAUCAACUGAAGAUGGUCAUACAUGUCACCGACAAGAACGGCGACACCAGCCGGCAUAUACAUCGAGUUCACAAAAAGCCAGCCAUCACCACCACAACGGAAUCUCCUCAGUGGCCUUCCGAUCCACUGUGGGGCGAGUUUUUCGAGAAAGUGAGUCAUUGA
Molecule: messenger RNA, 504 nt
Organism: Cooperia oncophora
Lineage: Eukaryota; Metazoa; Nematoda; Chromadorea; Rhabditida; Trichostrongylidae
Source: the annotation of a GenBank genome assembly